AUGGCACCACCGCCAACACCGCUCGAGUGGGAACUGCCCAAGCUGCGGUACUCGCUCAGCUUCGAGGACGACAAGAAGUACGUCGAUGACGUCGGUCUGGACACAGACUUCUUCGAUGUCAAGUUUUACCCGUAUAGCCCAGCCGGGAGCAACCCGGUGUUUGCAGCCGUGAGCAAGCGUCACACAAAGGACAAGGACGCCAACCCAUGCGAGGUCAUCCAAAUCAUCCGGGACGACGACCUCGGCGCGUUGAACUGCUCAUGCACGUGGACCAAGGACCCGGAGACGGACCGAGCACUCCUCUGCGUGGCCGGCAGAGACUCCAAGGUCAAAGUAUACAACAUACGGGAUGGCACGCCAGUAACGUCGUUUGUUGGCCAUGGCGGAGAAAUCAACGAUCUGGCGACUUCGCCGGCCAACCCGUGCCUCAUCGCGUCAGCCUCGGACGACACGACGGUCCGCAUCUGGAGUCUCGAUCCGGUCCACAGGCGACAGCCGUGCGUGUGUCUCCUCGCAGGCGAGGGCCACUCGUGGAACCUGCUGAGUGUGGCCUUUCAUGACUCUGGCCGUUACGUUCUGUCUGCAGGACACGACCAGGUUAUCAACCUUUGGACGCUUCCAGACUUUCCCCAAGAGCACAUCGAGACGCCUUUUGUCGUGCACUAUCCUCACUUUUCGACAUCGGAGAUCCACACGGGUUUGAUUGACUGCGUCUCCUUUUUCGGCGAUCUGAUCCUGUCGCGGGCCUGCCACGAAGACGUGAUUGUGCUGUGGUGCAUCGAGGGCUUCAGCUCGCUGGACGACGCGCCGUCGCCGGAGCAGGCCCCGUCCAACCACGACACGUCCAAGCUGACGCGGUCUUCCUUUUCGGCCGCCGGGACCGUGUCAACGCCAGCCGGCUCCAACGGGCCGACAGCAGCAGCAGCAACGGCAGCACCGUCGUCGUUGUCGUCUACGACGCAUCCGCAGUACACCCGUCUGCUGCAGCUGCACACGCCCGGCUGCGGGUCGCAGUUCUUUACGCGCUUCGGCCUGUUCAACGUGGCCGGCCACCACCCGACGCUGGCCUUUUGCAACACGUAUGCCAAGAUUUUCUUCUGGGACUUUGCCUGCUUCCCGGCGUACCAGGAGUUUAUCGCGGCUGCCGACCGCGUCGAGGCCAGCGACAAGGACUCGGUCUUUUCAGUGCCCGUGGGCUCGGCUGCAAACCCGAACACAAACACAAACACAAAUCCAGUCCCAAACACAAAUACGCCCGACCCCGACACGACGCAUGCGGCACCCGCAGCCAAGGUCGAACACUACAACGCGGAGACGCUCGAGGACUGGCACAACAAGUACGACACCAGCGACCCGCACGCGCAGCUCAAGGCGCACAAGACCGAGGGCACGUCCAAGGCGCUCUCGACGGUGGGCCGGCAGGUGGCCUGGAGCCCUGAGGGCGACUGGUGCGUGGUCGUGGGCAGCAACAGCCAGGUGCUGAUCCUGCAGCGGUGGGCCAACGGGGAGAUGGCAGCGACGGGCGAGACUGGGGAGUGA
Messenger RNA from Grosmannia clavigera kw1407, 1539 nucleotides. Its product is annotated as embryonic ectoderm development protein. NCBI's taxonomy places the organism in Eukaryota, Fungi, Ascomycota, Sordariomycetes, Ophiostomatales, Ophiostomataceae. The record is from RefSeq and is a predicted model, not a curated record. Gene Ontology annotation, molecular function: protein binding; nucleosome binding. Gene Ontology annotation, cellular component: ESC/E(Z) complex. The transcript has 11 exons. Bases 1 to 1539 code for a protein of 512 amino acids. Gene Ontology annotation, biological process: negative regulation of transcription by RNA polymerase II.